AUGGACAAAGCAAAUGAAGAUGCUGUAUACUAUGACAAGUUUGAAGACUUAAGAGACAAGUUUGACGAUUUGAGAGCCUUCUCGAGGAAAAUUGACCGAAAAUGGAAACCAUCGAGGAACUUGGCUGAAGAAAAGAGGAACAAGGUGAUUGUUUGUCAUGAUAUGAAAGGAGGAUAUCUUCAGGAAGAUAUGUAAGUGCUUCAUUAGUGUUUUUGUGUUUAGGUUUAUGACGAAGGUGUAAGUUGGAGCUAUGUUUUGGCUUAACGUUGAGAUAAAUUGAUGUUAGAUUGGUGGUGAAGAUCUUGAUAGAAGAAAUAUCUGCUCGUCGUAUUUUAAAACGAUUUUGGUUUUAGAAGGUGUAUAAGAUCAUUAUCGUGCUAUUUGUUUUGAAAGGCUAAGGUUUUGACUUGACUUUCUUUUCUGAAGAAAAAACAAUAUAUUAUCUUACCAACUAAUGUUAGAUAGUGUAAUAUUGUAAACUUGCUGUUAUAAUCAAACUGAAGGCGUAAUUUGAAGUUUGUAUGAUGUUUAAGACGCCAAAGAUUUUAUAGAAUGAUUUAGAAGCAAAAACAUGUAUUAAAAGUUUAACAACAAGCAACUAUGUUAUCUUAACCAUCAACCUUCCUCAAUUUCAGGUCGUCUGAAUUCGAGCUCAAAGUAAACGAUCCAAAUCCGUUUGUGUAUGCUUUUUGGUGGUACACAGACAUCUUCAUAUACUUUUCACAUCAUUUUAUUACAGUUCCGACCGUUAGGUGGAUUAACGAAGCUCAUGAUCAUGAUGUUCUAUGUCUUGGAACGUUUAUCACCGAGUUUGAUGAUGGAAAAGUGAAAUGCGACGAGAUUUUUGGAUCUUUGAUUAACGUUGAUGAACUUGUUAGGCAUUUGGUCGACUUGUGUUUGGAGUGGCACUUUGAUGGGUGGUUAAUUAACAUUGAAAAUGAGAUUAAGGUAAGGGUCUUUUGAUGAAUAUAGUAAUAUAAGGCAUGUUUUUGUGAGUUACUGACUAGUUUUUUAGCUGUGAUUUGUAAAAUACGACUGAGAAUUAAUAGUUUGAUCUAAUUGGAUCUAAAAGGUUUAUAACUUUUGGCAUUUUCAGCCAGAACACAUACCAAAUGUCAUCUACUUCUUGGAGCAGUUAAGAAACAAGUUAAAGUCGAAUAUUGGCGAGCAUUCACUGUUAAUAUGGUAUGAUUCCAUCACCAAUGAGGGCAAGUUGGCAUGGCAAAACUGUUUGAACGAGAAGAACAACACUUUUGCUCAAAGAUGUGAUGGUUUAUUCACUAAUUACACUUGGAAUCGACGACAUUUGAAGGGUAAUGUAUUUUUUUAAUUUUCAAAGUUUUUUGUUGGUCAAAAAGUUUGUAGAUUGGUUAUUUAAAGGUACGAUUCAGCUGGUUUUUAGAUUUUUUUUCAAUUUUUGAUAAACCGAUAUUGUAGUUGAUAAAAUGAGCUUAAACUGACACAAAAGCCAUGUAAAACAAUAUUUUGGUAAAUCUAAAAAAAAUAAGGACAAAAUUGAUUCAAUUUCAAAAUUUUUAUUGUUUUAGUCACGAAAAAGUUUGUCGAAGAGAACAAGACCCAACUAUCGACUUAUGACAUUUAUUUUGGAGUUGAUGUGUUUGGCAGAGGAGCCUUCGAGGGUGGAGGGUUUAAUACUUACAAGGCGGUGCAGGCUGCUAGGAAUUACGAGUUUUCAUCGGCCAUUUUUGCGCCUGGUUGGACUAGCGAAUGCUUUGGGCCGGUAGGCGACCAUUUUGAAGAUUUGAUUUUUUAAUUUUUUUGAAUUUUUUGAAAUUCUGAAAUUUUGGUUUUUUUUAAUUUUUAUAUUGAUGUAGCUAUUAUGGGGGUUUUUUUAAGUUCUGGCUAGUAGGUAGUCCAAACUAGGAGAAAAAUUGAAAUUUCUGGCUAAAAUACGAAGCAACACUAAAUGUUACCGUAGAUUUUUUAACUAGAGAUAGUAACUAGUCUUAAACUACUGCAGCUUUUACUGUAAUCGUGUUACUGUAGUUUCAAAAGCGUAGAAAAUGGAAUGAAAUCAAAAUAUACAAUAAUAAUAUUGUAGAUCAAACAUCUUGAUCGUUUGUUCCGAAAUGUCUGUCAAUAUGUCCCGUACACCCGACCAGUCGCUUUACACGACCCUGAGGUGCGGUGCUAUUUGUUCUUUAUUUUCAACUUUAAAAAAUUUAAAGAUAUUAUCAAAAAAUACCUAAAAAUUAAAGAAAAGUAAAAAAUAUUACCUAAAAUUAAAAAAAAUCCUAAAAUAAUAUUCAAAACAAUCAAAUAUUCAAAAAUAUUGUAGGGGACUUUUUCGCUGGUCAAUCACUACAAGUUAUUCUCCCAAAUGAUUGAUAUUGUACAUCCACAUCGUGUGAAAAAUGACUUUAAAACCAAAAUGACAUAUGGGUUUCAAAAUGGCAGGUUCAACCCAAAUCAUCGUGAAAUUCAACCAUUUUUACUCGAAAGCGACGAUGUAAAGUUGACUGAAAAUGGCAUUGAAAUCGGUGGUAAAAAGGACUCAAAACAUGUGUGAGUUGGGCUGGUUUGGCUAAGGCAUUAGGGCAGGUUUGGCUAGGAAAGUAGGACAGGUUUGGCUAGGAAAGUAGGACAGGUUUGACUAGGGAAGUGGGCCAAGUUUGGCUAUAUAAGCUGAGCAGGUCUGGGCUAGAGAAGUAGGGAAGGCUUUGGAGAAGUAAUUCAUUACAGGACUAGCCUAGUAUGAGGUAUAAAUGACUGAUACUUUCAGCAUUUACCUAACUGAUAUCCUUAAUGUCAAAGACUAUCAAUUGUCGACUUCUAAUGACCAGCUACUGCCAAAAGCUACUACAGAAACCUAUAAAGAAGGCCACAGUGACAAGUGUAAAAUCACUGAAAUUUACGUGGUAAAAGCUACUGAUGACCCAGUUAUCUUAACUGAUCUUGAUUUUACUGUACAGUACGAUAUAAAAAAGGAGUAUCUAAGCUAUGACAUAGUGCCUUGA
This is a messenger RNA of Bursaphelenchus okinawaensis, 2978 nucleotides long. NCBI's taxonomy places the organism in Eukaryota, Metazoa, Nematoda, Chromadorea, Rhabditida, Aphelenchoididae. The record is from the annotation of a GenBank genome assembly.